This is a messenger RNA of Anopheles cruzii, 579 nucleotides long. RefSeq lists its product as uncharacterized. The record is from RefSeq and is a predicted model, not a curated record. Lineage: Eukaryota; Metazoa; Arthropoda; Insecta; Diptera; Culicidae. The transcript has 2 exons. The coding region runs from base 1 to 579 and encodes 192 amino acids.
AUGCUAGCCGGCGGAACCGAAGCCGACCGAAAACGCCUAGGCAGCAGUAUUGGGAUCGACGGCGAUGAGUUCGAGGUAGUCGACGAGUUCGUCUACCUCGGCUCACUGGUAACGGCGGACAACGAUACCAGCCGUGAGAUCCGGAGGCGCAUUAUCAGCGGAAGUCGUGCCUACUAUGGGCUCCACAAACAACUACGGUCGAACAGACUUAGCACCCGUACGAAGUGUGACCUGUAUAAGACCCUCAUAAGGCCGGUUGUACUCUAUGGGCAUGAGACGUGGACCAUGCUAGAGGAGGACCGGCGAGUACUCGGAGUUUUCGAGCGACGAGUACUGAGGACGAUCUUUGGCGGCGUACAGGAGAACGGAGUAUGGAGGCGAAGGAUGAACCACGAGCUCGCGGAACUCUACGGCGAACCCAGUAUCCAGAAGGUGGCUAAAGCCGGAAGGAUACGUUGGGCAGGGGCAAAGACGACCAGGGGCGCAACGAGCAAGGUGGUUAGACCAGGUGGAGCGGGAUCUGGCGGAGAGCACUCGGUGUCCCAGGGAUUGGAGAGCGGCGGCCAGGGACCGAGCUAA